Molecule: messenger RNA, 2007 nt
Organism: Paramormyrops kingsleyae
Lineage: Eukaryota; Metazoa; Chordata; Actinopteri; Osteoglossiformes; Mormyridae
Source: RefSeq, a predicted model, not a curated record
UUCCCGUUGCACCUUGUCUGCUCGUCUGAUCAGGGCUGAUCGUGUUGGCAUGGUGUAGUACGGUUAGUUCCUUGGUUUGUUUUAUAGUAUUAUUAUUUAUUGAAGCAGAACUCUUCUCCCCAGAAUACGAAUUUUAGUAGAAGUGGGUUUAAUUGUUUAUUUUGUCCAAAACAUUGUAGCUUGGACAUACGCCUUACUGUAAUAUCGAGGUUUCUGCCGGUCUUUGAUUACUGUUUGUCGCAAUCUGCUGGAUGCAACCCUUCACAGGCACUGUCAUGACCUGAGCAGCUGCUUUCCGACUGCCGGAGUCCCCUCGGAAGCGAGAAAUGUUGAUUUUUCUCCACCGGCACUUGGUUCUAGGUUACCUUGGCAUGGGGUUUGACACUGCUGUCUUGUAGAGGGGAAUUCAGCGCUUGACACUGCUGUCCUCCAGCACCAUGCGCUUGUUCCUGCGCUGCUUCCGGCUGUGCCCCAGGCGAGGCCGGCUAAGGCUGCCUACAGGCCUCCGGGAUCUGUGGAGUUACAGCAGGCUAGUGCUCAGGUCCCUGUACUUCAACACCCUCACAAACACCGAUGUGGUCAUGGAUUCCCUUUUUGAACCUGUGUUUUGGAUCGUGGACCAUCUUACUCGCUGGUUUGGCAUGGUCUUUGUGUGUCUGGUGGUGGUUCUCACCAGCUCCAUCCUCAUUAUCGCCUACUUCUGCCUUCUGCCCAUGGUGCUGGACACCUACCCCAUUGCCUGGAUUGUGUGGCAUAUCUGCUAUGGCCACUGGAACCUGGUGAUGAUCGUCUUCCACUACUACAAGGCCACAAAGACAUCCCCCGGGCACCCUCCACAGGUAAAAUCUGACAUCCCAGCAGUGUCUGUCUGCAAGAAGUGUAUAAUUCCAAAGCCAGCCAGAACUCACCACUGCAGCAUCUGCAACAGAUGUAUUCUGAAGAUGGAUCAUCAUUGCCCCUGGCUGAACAACUGCGUGGGCCACUUCAACCACCGCUACUUCUUCUCCUUUUGCCUCUUCAUGACCCUGGGCUGUAUGUACUGCAGCAUUAGUGGACGCCACCUGUUCUUGGAUGCUUACAGGGCCAUACAGCACUUGAAGAGCUUGGACGUGGAGCCGCAGGGGGUGCCUGUGACGGGGGUUGGGUGGCUUCUUGGUAUCCUACCUCCUGGAUCUGCACCUGGGCAGAGCUAUCAUAAGACUCCACCUCCACCUUUUACCUUUAAGGACAGGAUGUUUCACAAGAGCGUCAUUUAUAUGUGGGUGCUAACAAGUACGGUGGCGCUAGCCCUAGGGGGCCUCACACUGUGGCAUGCUAUUCUGAUCUCUCGUGGUGAGACCAGCAUCGAGAGGCACAUCAACAACAAAGAGAUUCGACGCUUGCACAAAAAUGGCAAGGCUUUCAAAAAUCCAUUUAAUUAUGGCAGACUGACCAACUGGAAGGUGUUCUUUGGUGUAGAGAAGAGGAGCCAUUGGCUGACACGUGUACUGCUGCCCUCCAGCCACCCGCCAUAUGGCGAUGGACUCACCUGGGAGCUCUCUCUGCACAGGAAGGACCCGAUUGAGGUCUGAGCACAGACACGUGCUAAACAUGCCCAGCUCUUUGGCCCUUCAGAAUCGCCUUUGGGAAGACGGUAGUAACUGCAGAGCCUGUACUGCCUUGCCUCACCAGUAGGGGCACCAGUGGGCCUCCAUUCAGGAGUGGGGCUUUCCUUGCGCAUCUAAAUGCGUAGCACUGUAGACGUUGAUCACCCGUCUACUUCCAUCUUUGCUGGAGGCCUAGUGGGGAGCUUCAUGCCGUUGAGUUCCCAAGAGGCUUUGCCAGAGAGUGGGUAAGAGCUUCCUAGUCAUCAGGAAGAAGAGGCUGAGUGACUGUUUACUGUGGUGCGUUGGCACCUCCUACUGGCACAUUAAAGGAUCACAUGCAGGAACAUGAGGAGCACUGUUCUCUUCACUGGUUAUUUGUAUUUGAUCUGUAUUUGAUCCAAUUAAAUGUUUUUUUCCAUAA